This is a messenger RNA of Colius striatus (speckled mousebird), 8852 nucleotides long. RefSeq names its product A-kinase anchoring protein 12 (gene AKAP12). The record is from RefSeq and is a predicted model, not a curated record. Bases 248 to 6277 code for a protein of 2009 amino acids. Gene Ontology annotation, cellular component: cytoplasm. Lineage: Eukaryota; Metazoa; Chordata; Aves; Coliiformes; Coliidae. Gene Ontology annotation, biological process: regulation of protein kinase C signaling; signal transduction. Gene Ontology annotation, molecular function: calmodulin binding; protein kinase A binding. The transcript has 5 exons.
GGGCUCUGCUCAUGUGAUGGAGCAAGAGGCAGACGGGCGGGGGGACCAGGGGAGGAGGUGAUUUUCCUCGCUGGCUCUUGCUCGCCUUUCCCCCCCCCCCCCCCCCUUUCUUUCCUCUCUUCCCCUCCUCUCACUCCCUGAAGGAGUUUGCGGAGAGCCGGGCUCCUUCAUUCCUGGCUGCGCCGCCGCCGCCCUCCGCCCCUCGCCAGCCCCCGCCCGCGGCUCCGCACGGCCGCGGGGCAGCGCCAUGGGUGCCGGCAGCUCCACCGAGCCGCCUGCCCCGCCGGACGGGGCCGGAGCCACCACCGAGCACCCCCCUAGCCCCCCAGAGCAGCUGCCGGUAGAAGAAGCGGCAGAGCCCGCCAAGGUUGUAGAUGCAAGUUUACCAGUACCUGGUAUUAAUGAAGACAAUUUGGAGCAUGAUGCCCUGCCACAGGAGCCAGAGCAGCCAGGAGCUGUUACAGCACCUCAAGAGCCGGAUGGGCAGCAGCCAGUGGUGGCUUCACCCCUCCAAGAACCAUCUGGAGAGCAAGCAGAGGCUGCUGGAACAAAUGUUGGACAAACAGAUCAUUCCAGUGCAACUUUGAAGGAAGACACUGAAACUAUGGAGACAAGUCCAUCUGACUCAAGCACCAAGGACAAUGUAGAUGCUGAGAAAGAGGAUUCUCAUGCAGUUAAACAGUUGCCAUCUUUGGAAGAAGAGGCAGAAGAGCACACAUCAGAGCCACAGUCGUAUGAUCUGGGUUUUAAAAAGGUUUUUAAAUUUGUUGGGUUUAGAUUCACAGUGAAGAAGGAAAAAACAGGAAAAUCAGAACCAGUUCAACUGCUUACUGUAAAAAAGGAAACACAAGCUGCUGAAGGAGCUGGUGAUGAAAAAGAGGUCAGUUCAGAAGAAAUAGUGAUGCCUGAGGAUGCACCCUCUACAGAAGACAAUACCAAAGACACACUGAAGAAUGAAAAAACAGAAGAUGAAUCUCCUAAAACACCAGAAGCAAAUGAGAUUUGUUCUCAGUCAGCUGCCUUAGCCACUGAUACUACAUCAUCAUUAAGAAAAUUUUUUACUCAGGGGUGGACUGGAUUUAGAAAAAAGAAGAGCUUUAGGAAGCCUAAAGAAGAUGAACUACUUCCUUCUACAAAAGAAGAGGAUCAAGAAAAAGAGGAGGCAACAUUAACAACUGAAAACAGUGAAAAGAAGUCUGAGUUCGAGAAGCAAGAUGAAGAGAGGAAUGUGACAGAAGUAACUAUUGAAGAGCAUGAGAAGGACCAAACUAAAGGUGAACAGCAGGAAUCAGAAAAGAUUGUGGCAGACACAGGCGUCAAAGCAAUUGAGAAGGAAGAGUUGAUUGAGCAUGAUGAGCAGGCACAAAAAGAGGGUAUAGCAGCAGGAGUUGUUAAAGACAGUACUGAGGAGAAAAAGGCUGAUGAUGAUCGCGAAGGGAAACUGGUGGAAGUCUCAGAAGAUCUUGGCAAAAAGGAAGAAGAAACUGAAGAAGGAGGUAAAGAAAGUGAGGUGACAGAGAAAUCACUAGAAACAAGGUCAGAGGUACCACUUGUCACUGACAAUGUGAAUGGAGAAUUGAAAACAUCCUCAGAAGCCGUAGCUGCAGGAGAAAAACUGGAGUCAAUGGAGAAGUCCGAGAUAGAUGAUAGAACUGAAGUAUCCUCUGAAGCAGGACCUUUGGCAACUGAAAUUUCUAGUGAACAGCUUAAACCUGAAGGAAGAGAAGGAGAUAAACCUGCUCCACCGGGUAAAGAAACAUUUAAUGAAAAAACAGAGGAAGUAGAAUUUAAAAUGUCACCCACAGCAGAAGACAUUUCACCAGAAGAAGCUCCAGACAGAACCACAGAGAAGAGAGAAAGCAAAGAACAUGAGAGAAAGCUGCCUCUGGAUUCUCCUGGACUGAAGACCUUUUCUACUUCUGAACAUUCAGUUGACACGGAGGGUGAUCAACAGUCAAUCAAACCCACUGAUGGACUCCAGGGAAAAACUGACAUAGUUACGAGUGAUACUGUCAAACCAGAUGAAAUAACCCCAGAAAUAACUCCUGAAGAGGCAGCUGAAAAGAGGCCUCCAGAAGGUGUCACAAAUGAAGCUGAACUGCUGUCUUCUCAAGAAAAAACUAAGCUGCAAGGUAGCCCUUUAAAGAAACUUUUUACAGGUACUGGAUUAAAAAAAUUGUCUGGAAAGAAGCAUAAAGGCAAAAGAGAAGAAUCUAAGUUAGGGGAACAGGGUGAACAAAUUCAGCACUUAUCAGAUUCCCCAGAUAGUCCAGAGGAACAAAAGGGGGAGAGUUCUGCUUCUUCUCCUGAGGAGAUGAAUGAAGUUCCUUCUUUGGAAAAAUCUGUAAAUGGAAAUCAAGUCACUGAAAAUGAAGAUGCUGCAGUUUCAGAUGUGGAGCGAAAAAGAGAAAGUGUUACACCUUGGGCAUCAUUUAAAAAGAUGGUGACUCCCAAGAAACGUGUCAGAAGAUCUUCUGAAAGUGAUAAAGAAGAAGAAAUUGAUAAGACAAAGAGUGUUGCAACGCCUGCAACUGAAAACACUGUUGAUGAAAAUCAGGGAGAAUUAAAAGAAAAUGGGAUAGACCAGAAACCAGAGAAAACCACAGAAGAGCCCAAAAGAAAGGUUGACACCUCUGUGUCCUGGGAGGCUUUUAUAUGUGUUGGCUCUUCAAAGAAAAGAGCCAGGAAGUCAUCAUCAUCUGAUGAAGAAACUGAACAUAAGCUUGGACAAGAGAACCAAAAACCAGAAGAGUCUGGACAGAGCAAAGAAACAGCAGCAGAUGGAAUUCUUGCUAGUUCUCAGGAAAGCGAUCAAGGACAAGGGAAUUCUUCCCCAGAACAAGCUGGAAGCCCAUCCGAAGGUGAAGGUAUUUCCACAUGGGAAUCAUUUAAAAGGCUAGUCACUCCAAGAAGGAGAUCCAAAACCAGAAUGGAAGAAAGAACUGAAGACUCUGUUGUGGGAUCUAGCCUGGAACAUUCAACAUCAGAUGGUGAGCCUGGAAAAGAUGAAUCGUGGGUCCCAUUUAGAAAAUUGAUGCCUGGGCGUCGGAAGAAGAAGUCAGAUGGAAAGCCAGCACCAUCUCAUCUUAAACAAGCAAGAGACGACAUGGCAGAAACAACUGAAGAAGAUUCAGAUAUUCCAGCUGUUGUUCCUUUAUCUGAAUAUGAAGCAGCAGAGCAGGAGAAAAUUGAAGCCCAACAAACGAAAGAUGCUGAAGUGAUGAGAGAAAAAACCUCAGAGGAAGAGAGAGCAGAAAAAUUAGAAGAGACCCUAAGAAUUGAACAAGCAUGUGAAGGACUGGUACAUGCAGUUACUGUUACUGUUGUGGAAGGGGAAAGAGCAGUUACCAGUAUUGAAGAAAGGUCACCAUCUUGGAUAUCUGCUGCUCUGACAGAGUGCAUUGAGCAGGCUAAAGAAGAGGAGGAAAAAGAAACUGAGAAAAUGUUUGAAUCAGAUGUUAUUGUGGAAGAAGCAGUGGUAGCUGAUAAGACAGUGUCAGAGACAAGAAAAGACGUAAGUGAUGACACCACAGCAAGUGAAACAGAGCUAACCUCAGAAGCUGUGACAGCUCUGGAGGAGAGGGCAGAAGCUUCCUGUGCUGAAGAAAUGAUGGAAGUGUCCCUUGCUGAGGAAACAACUGAGAUGGUUUCUGCUGUUUCACAGUUGUUGGAAACCCCAGAUACUACAGAGGAAGUUACACCUGUACAAGAAGUAGAGGCCACUGAAAAAAAUUUGAAAGAAUUAGACAAACAGACACAAAAAGUUCUUCAUGAAGUUGCUGAAAGAGUCAAGUCAGCAGAUAUAGCACAGCUGGUUAGUGAAAGAACUAUGACAGCAACUAUAACUACAACAGUACAAGGAAUUGAAUCAGAAGUGAAAGAUGAUGUCAGAGAUGGGAAUGUUGCAGGCCAGGAAACUGGUUUGCUUGAACAGUCUUUGGAAAAAGGAGAGCACAAGGAGGAUGGUCUCCAGCCUCAGGAAAGCGCAGAGAGCCUUCAGGGCCAAAACAAAGUUGAAGAAAGCGUUCUGCAAGAAGGUUCAGAGAAAAGUGAAAUAUCUGCUGAAAUGAAAGAAAACACAGAAGGAUAUGAAAAUGUAAAUUUAUUGAGAGAUGAAAGCCAGGGGCAGGCAUGUGAAGAAGCAGUUGUAAAAGACGGUGAAGAAAUGUCUGAAGUACUGAGUAUGGUAGAACCUUCAUCUAAUGACGGAGAGUUUCACAGCAUCAAAGCAGUCACUCCCAAGGCAGAGCUUUUUGAAAAGCAGGAGCCUUCAGGACAAGAGAAAGUGUUCAUAACAAAGUUGACAGUAGAUGAGACUAGAGAUGAAUGUAUUCCAGAAGUACAGACUGCAGUGCAGGACAAGACAGAGGAUGAAACCUCUUCCUUGAGGCUUGCAGAUGAAGAGCCUGUGCUGCUGAAAGGAGAGGGCAAAAGCCUUGCUGUGGGACUAGAGUGCACAGAGGCAGUUGUCACCGUAGCCUCUGUUAAGCCUGAAAGACAAGAUGAAAUUCCUGACUUAGAAGAGCAAGCUUAUGCUAAAGUUGUUUCUAGUAGGGCAUCUGCCCAGAGAGAGGAAGAGGAUGAUGAUGCUGUGCUUCUUGGAGUAAAAAGCACAGAAGUCACUGUUACUGAGGUUCUGCUGCAGAAUGAGGCAAAAACCUCUGCCCUUCCUUCAGAAACAAUUGUCUUGGCAGCAGCUGCAGAUGCUGAGCCAACUUUGAAGGAAGAGACUGGCAAGCACAUUACAGUAGAAGACUCUGGGUCCAUCCUAGAGCCACAGGGUAGAGAAAAAACAACUGAAACCACCUUGCUGAGUGAUGAAACAGAAGGUGGCAAAAUGGAAGAUGCUAUAUGCAAAAGUGAAACACACUUGGGGAGUGAUACCACAGUCACUGAAGUUCCCGUGCAGGUUCAAGCAGACAGCAUAUCUAAUUUAGCUUCAGCAUGCCCAGAUAUCACUGAAAAUGGAAGCAGUGCCCUCGCUGACAUAAGUCCUGAGAAAUGUGAAGCGCCAAGCAACUUAGCUGUAGAAGAGACUGUAGCAAAAGAACAAGAACUUGUAGAAACCUCAAACUGUCAAGACUUUCAGAAAGAAGACAAAAAUGAGCAAUUGAUGGAAAGAGCCAAAGAGGUAUUUGAAUCUGAAAAACAGGAAGCUGUGAGAAGUGAUGAGUGUUCAACUGCUGUCCAGCAAGAGGUUUUAACUGAACAAAAGGAAGGCUCUGACUCAGAGGCUCUGAAAGUGCCUGUGCCUGUAGCAGCUGCAGCAGUUGAAGAGCAUGUCACAGCAGAAACCAUAACACCCGCAGACAUGACAGCUGAAACUGUACAGCCCUUGGCAACCACACCAGAGCAAAUGGCUUCUGAAGAGGUCCCGGGUACUACCGUUGACUAUUCAGGCUGUGAGACUGCAGAACUUGCUAGUACAGAAGCAGCCAAGCCUCCUGUUACUCCUGCAUUCAUGAAUGGAAUAUUGGAGGAGCAAGAGAAGAUCCAGAGUGCAGGGCAACCCAAAGAAAAUGGUUUUCCUCUAAGGGACACUCUGUCUGUAACCCACAUGGAAUUUGAGAAGGACAUUGUUCAGUCUGUGACUAUAGAGUCCCAGAGUACAAAAAUCGUAUUGAACGCCAUCCAAACGGCUGUACACAAAUUGGCAGAAGCAGAAGACUCAGCUGCCUUUGAGUCAGAGACACACACUAAGUCCACAGGGAAAAGCCCAUCCGAUACAAAUAUGCCUGAACUUCUGGAAACUACGCAGGUGGAUCAUCAACUUCCAGUAGAAGAAGAAGAGAAACGAAGUAAAGAGCAAGAGCUCCAGCAAUCAGGAAUAGUCAAAACUGCUGCCUUAACAGAGGCUGCAGAAAUUCAUGCAGCUGGUGAGAAAACAAAAGACAUGCUGUUAACUUCUGAGAUGCUGAAAGAUGGACAAAGUCAGAAUUCUUUAACAAUUGUGACUAGCCCUGAAGACGUUUCAAGGGAAAGUGUGAGACUCCAGAAACCAGCACUAGAACCAAAUACUGCAGAAGAUUCAACCAAAGACUCCCUAGACCUACACUCACCAAAAUUAAGGGAAAAAGAGUUUGAGCAGAUUACGGAAAUCACAGACCAACAUACAGGUCAGCAGACAUGCAGAGAAAAUGAGGAAGAACAACAUCAGCUGCCAGUAGAAGAUGGGAAAACACAGACAUUGGAGGAUGAUAGUUGCCAAGAAGAAACAUCUUGUGAUAUUCCACAAAGCCAGAACUUAGUGGCUUCUGAGGCCUUGAAUAUGUGCUAAGCAUCCAUGUGGCAUUUGGAGAGAUGCCAGUCCUAGAGAACAACUGACAAUCCUGCAACAGAACCAGGAGCUUUAUUCAUUACCCUUUAUCCUUGGAUGUUAACAUUUGCCCUUUGGAAGACCUCACCUUUUUUGUCAUUUCUAUUAAAAAAACAUUGCCUUUAAUGUUGGCUAUAUCCACACAUGUGUUUCAUUUGCCCCCCGCCCCCCCAAAAUACACCAUUUCAACUGGAGAUGCACAAUUGAGUGAAUGGACAGACCACUGAAAUUUGUGCCACGGUUGUUGCCAUCCCCUCGCUUGGUGUCCUGUCUGUCCCAUCUCCUUGAAUCCUUUCACUCAUCCCUGAACCUCCCUCCCUUCUUUCUGCAGUCUCCCUUACCCCACACACCUUCCACAGCUGCCUUGUUUUGACCUAAUAAGAGUGGCCAUAAAUGCUGCUCGACUGGUGUGUGAGGGGCAAGAGAAGGGCUGACUGAUGACAACACAUAAGACUUCUGGCCAAGUAGCAGACGUGUCUUUAUCAAACAGCAGGAACUGGACCACACACAACUUCUUGAGCGAGAUGCUCAAGAUGGCUGCCUUUGAGUCCCAUUCAGGUAUCUCUGUCCACCCUUUGGUUGUGUUUGUGCAGGCCUGAUUUAGUCAGAAAUUAUUUCUACAGUGUAGCUUGAAAGGAGGUUGAGAAUACCCUUCUUCCGUUGUCCCAGACUUCAGGUCUCAGGACUGGAUUGUAAUGUGUUGAAUAUUUAUAUGUAUGUCUUAAACCCAGUUCUGAUUUUAAUGUAGAGCUAUGAUACUUCUGUACUGUUUAGGCACACCCUUAAGUGAAUUUUGUAGAGUAGCCUGGAGAGGAAAUUGAUACUGUUGGAGCAGAAAUCAAUAACAUGUAGUUUCCUAUUUAUUGUUCCAGGUUUUUCCCCUUGUAAAAUCUCUCAAAAACUUGGCUGUCUUGCUUUGAAUAUUUAUAUGUAUGUCUUAAACCCAGUUCUGAUUUUAAUGUAGAACUAUGCUAUUUCUUAAAGAAACAAGGAGAGUCCUGACCUGUGUCAGAUCCACCAGUCACUUCUACCACAACCCACAAAUCUCACCCCUUCUCCAUCCAGAGUCUGCUCAUUCCUGGUCACUGUCCCAUCCACCUCCAGGCCUUUCCCCAUACUUACAGUCUAAUAUCCUUCCUGCGUACAAGCUUCCUCCUUUCCCAACCCCUGCCUGAACCUUUUUCCCACCACAGCAUUUCCUGAAAUCCUCCCCACUCCUAACUGUUCCCUCUCCUUAAUGUGGGGGGAUUAGGACAGAAGGUAAGGGCUUGGUGAGGAAUUCUGUCUAUUUGGAUUGCAAAAAGCUGGGUGAGACCUGUGGGGUGCCGAGAUCUUAUAAACCUUCAUGUAAGUGAAUUGGACUAACAACAACUGUAGGCCAGAGUGAGCAGGAUGAGCUAAAGACAAAGAAGCCCCAAAACUGAGAGCCCUGGGACUCCCAACAGGAGUUGGUCCUCUCUUUUGUUGUUCACAUUAAAAUCAAAUACGGGGUACAAGUCACUACUUUCAGCUCUGAUUUCUAAAGUGAAGGUUACAGAUCGCACUUUGUGAAACUGAUGCCCAUCAAGUUGAACAAUAGCUCACUAUCCUACCUGUAUAGUAAUUUAUUUUAAAAUCAACUUUUAGUGUACAAAUGCUCUUGUUAUGGCAGGUGCUUGCCUCUACUGGAGGCUGCACAUACAGCAAGCAAUGUGACUGAUUGCACUGGUGUGAUUGCACCAUCUGGUGCUGCCCUAUGUGGAAGCAUCAAAAAACUUUUCCUUACCUCAGAGCAAAUUAUAUAAAUAUUUAAAGCCGAACAAUGUGGUUUCAAGCAAUCCAGUCUAUCUCUGUCCACUGCGAGCAGCAGCUUUCCCCCUUAGCUUUGGGCAAUUCCAACAACUUCGAUUGGUUUCCACAGGUUUAAGUUGGCUUGCAAGUUAAUUGUGCUCUUAAUAACACCUCACAAGUGCAAACUUGGCUGAAUUUGUACAAAUUGUAUACCUACGUACGUUAAGCCAUAUAUUGCAAUAACUGCAGCAGGUAAAACGAAAUAACAGUAGCAUGACCUGUGUAAUCCUGAUUCUUAACGUUUGUAGCUCCAAAGCUGUUAAUAAUAUGUAAAGUUAAUUCUUGUCUGAACCUCAUUUAAAUAAAGCUAGCUUUACCACAGUGUAAAUUGUCUGUUGGUAGUAAAUGGACAGGCGAGUGCUUUAACUUGCCCGUUUUCUCCAUUAAUCGAGGGCCUAGGUAAGCAAUGCAACAAACUUAACUAUAAAACAAAUACAAAAGCUGCUUCUUAGAUCUGAUGGCUAAAAGACACUGCACCCAAAACCACGCUGGUGGUGCAAGGAGCAUGCCUCCACAUAAUGAUAAUACUUUGUUCCAGCAUAUUGCUUUGGCCUCUGAAACACUUAUUUGAGACUGUGACUUCUGGCCUGUGCUUAAAAGCUUGAAGCUUUCUCUAAUCCAAUGUAUUGGGUUACCAAAUUUGAUUUUGUGUUUUUAAGGUAGAUUUUCAUUGAUUAAAUAAAGUACAACUGCAAAUUUGUUCUAA